AUGUCCGCAACUCUUGCUGCUGGUUUGGCUUCUUCUGCCACCAAAGACAUUGCCAUGAAGGAUGUUUCUGAUGCUGCUGCUACUACUACUACUACUAAUGCUGCAUCUGCUUCGGAAGCCAAUGAUGCUCGCUUCUAUUCGUUUGACGAAUCCAAAAUGGAAUCCUUUGUCAAGGAAAAACCUUGGAUGAACGAAGCCAAAUAUUUUCAACGAGUUUCGUUGAGUCCCUCCAGUCUCAGCAAAAUGGUCAUGCACUGCGCCCGUGGAGUUGAAAAGGGAAUUGCCAAGGGCGGGAACCCCACGGAAGUCAUGGGAUUGCUGCUGGGACGUCCCGAUCCGGAAUCUCCGCAAAAUUUGAUUGUCACGGAUGCCUUUCCCCUCCCCAUUGAAGGAUUUGAAACCCGCGUCGUGGCGGACGAUCAAGAUGUGGUCAAUCACAUGAUUUCCCUCACCGAACGUCUCGAAGGAACUCGCAAGGAAAAGUUCAUGGGAUGGUAUCACUCCCAUCCCUUUGAAUUGGGGGACCACUCCCAUUGUUAUUUGAGUCAGACAGACCUGUCGACGCAAUUGCAAUGGCAACGUGCCGAAGAUCCGCACGGGAAUCCCUUUGUGGCCAUCGUCUUGGAUCCACUCCGAUCGGCACAUUUGGGUGUUCCGCAACUCAAGGCCUUUCGUGCCUUUCCUCCGGAAUAUUCCAGUCCGGUGGCCAAUCAAUGUCCCGAUGGAUCCGUGGAGACCAGUGAACAGAUCCGUUUGGAGCAUUGGGGAUCGUGUUGGAAUCGAUACUACGAACUGUCCAUUGACUAUUACAUGAGUUCCACGUCAAGAUAUGUCCUGGAAAAGUUGACCCAAAAUUACUUGUGGACGACUGCCUUGCGACAGCCAACCAGCGUCCAAAAGGAACAAGUUCAAACGAUUGCCCAAGUGGCCAAGAAAAUGAGCUCGAGUUCGGCCAUGGCCACCACAAGCUCUAGUACUAGUGCCACUACUGCCUCUUCCACUCGUCCUGGUGCAGCAAGUGUGGUGGGUGCCUUUGCAGGAAGUGGUGCCGCUUCGUCGUCUUCGUUUGAGUUCCCUCCACCCAAGGAAUGGCAAGAAGGGGCGGAAACCAUUCAAACCUUGGCGACGGAAGAAUUGGCCAAGCGAACGUUGAAGAGUGUGCAAAAGCAAGUCUUUUGUCCUCCUUACAAAAAUUAG
Messenger RNA from Cylindrotheca closterium, 1197 nucleotides. Lineage: Eukaryota; Bacillariophyta; Bacillariophyceae; Bacillariales; Bacillariaceae. The record is from the annotation of a GenBank genome assembly.